GGAUUUUAGAGUUGUGAUCUGGCAACCAGUGUGAUGUUGAGGGCAGUUCAGAACCGGGACGUGUGUGAUGCGUCCUGUACCGUCUGCACGCCAGAUCCGCGUGAGCAUGUGACAGGAUAAUUGAUGUAAAAUCACUCACGUCUGCAUAUGAAAGGUAAACCAUGAAGGCUAAGCUGUGGAGGUCGACACUGCUGUGCUUUUCGUUGUUGUUCCUUUCACACGAUGUCCGAAGUCAAAACCGAAAAAACCAAACGAACAACCUGAGCACAAAAGAUGAAAAGGCAGUUCUGGUGUGUGGGCUGGAGUUGGCCUUCCUCCUGGACAGCUCAGAGAGCGCUAUGUUGUACCGCUUUGAGAAGGAGAAGGAGUUUACGCGCUCGUUUGGUGCUCGGGUAAUGAAGAUGCAGGUCGACGGCUGGCACCUGAUGCCCCGCCUCGCCGCUCUUCAGUACAGCAGCGCCGUGGCCAUCGUGCAGAGAUUCUCUGACUGGCAAGGCCUGGAACGCUUCCGGGACAUUGUGGCCUCCAUGACAUACAUCGGGCAGGGCACGUACACAUCCUACGCCAUCGGGAACGCCACGGACCUCUUUGUACGUGAAACCGACAACAAGAACGUAAGAGUGAUACUGCUGAUGACCGAUGGCUCCGACCAUCCACGGAGUCCUGACAUCCUGGCUGCGACCUCGGAAGCCAAAGGUCACAACAUCAAGAUCUUCACCAUCAGCUUGUCAUUACGGAGCAACCACAAAAACGGCAAGCUACGAGCCAUGGCUAGCAGUCCGGCGCAGCAGUUUGUGCACGACCUCAACGAUGUAGGCCUCGAGGAGAAACUGCUUCAGGAGAUUAAAAAAAUAACCAGCAGUGAAUGUCCACAAGUGCAAGCGUGUGUGUGUGACAAAGGAGACAGAGGACCUCCAGGAAACCCUGGGGGAAAAGGAGAUCCAGGGACUGAAGGACUGCCAGGACAAAAAGGUGUAAAGGGAGACAUCGGACCUACAGGACCCCAGGGACCAGACGGGCCUGAGGGACGACCUGGGUACAAAGGUGAUAAGGGUGACAGAGGAGAAUGUGGAGCUCCUGGAUUAAAAGGAAAUAUGGGUGCCGAAGGACCUCCAGGGCCGAGAGGUCCCCGAGCAGAGCAGGGCCCCCAAGGGCCACCAGGGGAUGAAGGACCCGAAGGACAGGAAGGCCCGAAAGGAGAUCGUGGACUUCCUGGUGCGACCGGACCUCGAGGGGAUAUAGGUGUUGGAUUUCCCGGACCUAAGGGGGACAAGGGAAACCAGGGAAGACCAGGUCCUGUAGGUCCGAUGGGAAAAGGUGACCCAGGCCAACCUGGACCACCAGGAUUUCCAGGGCUUCAAGGGGUUCCUGGCUUCCCUGGACAGGGGAUAGUAGGGCCAAAGGGGGAUCAAGGAUAUAACGGUUCAACUGGAGCUCGUGGACCACCAGGUUUUGCCCCGAAGGGUGAAAAGGGGGAUGUUGGUCACCAUGGGCCUCCUGGUCCCAUAGGACCUGCUGGGAUGGGAACUCAAGGAGAAAAGGGGGACCAGGGUCCAAAAGGUCGACCUGGCCCCAGAGGGCUCCCAGGGAUAAGUCUCGCUGGUGAAAAGGGAGAUCGUGGCGACCCAGGACAACAUGGACAAAAAGGACAGAAAGGAAUUGGAGAGACAGGAGCCAAGGGUGAGCCUGGCUUUCAAGGUGUUCCAGGGGAGCCAGGUGCUCCAGGUGAAGACGGAGCAAGAGGACCAAAGGGUGAAACUGGUCUUCUUGGACCUAGAGGACCAGAGGGACCACCUGGUAAAGGUCUACCUGGAGAAAAGGGCGAGCUAGGAGAGAGAGGAGCAAGAGGACUACCAGGAGUCAUUGGACCAGUGGGUCCAAUAGGGAGAAAGGGAGAACCAGGAGGUCUGGGGCUUCCUGGGGUAACUGGACCUCCAGGAACAGGAGUACCUGGAAGUAAGGGGGACCCUGGGCCACCUGGACUUCCAGGACCUGCUGGAGAAAACGGAAUAGGUUUCCCAGGGCCAAAGGGUGAAAAAGGGAUUCCAGGACUUUUAGGACCACAAGGGCUGAAGGGAGAUGGCUAUUCUGGACCACCUGGUCCUCCAGGCACCCGGGGACUACCUGGAGAGUCCGGUCCAGUGGGGAUAGGCUUUCCUGGACCAAAGGGGGACCUAGGGUCUACAGGACCUCCAGGGCCAGUAGGGCCACCAGGAAUUGGACAUUUAGGCCAAAAGGGUUCCAUAGGUCAGACCGGCCCACCCGGCCCACAUGGGCCCCCAGGAGAGGGAAUCCAAGGCCCAAAGGGUGAGCCUGGAUUUCAAGGAUUGGUGGGACCAAGAGGAGCCCCAGGAGAGGGUUUACCGGGGCAAAAGGGGGACCGUGGAUUUUCAGGAGAACGGGGACGUAAAGGGGAUAAAGGAGGACAAGGGGAACCAGGACAAACAGGGCCAAAUGGAAGACCAGGCGAAAAAGGAGAACCCAGUCUUACUAGAGAAGAAGUUGUCAAAUUAAUUCAAUCCAUUUGUGGCUGUGGGGUGACUUGCAGAUUCAGCCCCUUGGACCUGGUUUUCGUGAUCGACAGCUCGGAGAGUGUGGGUCCCGAAAACUUCGAAAUCAUUAAAGACUUUGUGAACGGACUGAUUGACCGUGUUUCCGUCAGGCCCAACAUCACACAUGUUGGUAUUGUGCUGUACAGCCACAUGACUGCCGUGAUCAGUGAUCUUCAUCGACCCUUGAGCCGUGAUGAGGUGAAAUCUGCCGUACGCCGAAUGCCCUACAUGGGGGAGGGAACCUACACGGGAAGUGCCAUCCACAAGGCCAAUCAGCUGUUCCGCUCGGCCCGCCCUGGAGUUCGGAAAGUCGCUCUGGUGAUUACAGACGGCCAGGUGGACCAACGGGAUGUGGUUAAGCUGGAGGAUGCGGUCAGUGAUGCGCACACCAGCAACGUUGAGAUGUUCGUCAUCGGUGUGGUGAAUCAGAGUGAUCCGUUUUAUGAGAGCUUCAAGAGAGAGCUGGAGUCCAUCGCCUCUGACCCAGAUGAGGAGCACAUUCAUCUGAUUAGUGACUUCAGGACACUCACUGUAAUAGAGAGCAAGCUUCUGGUUAAACUCUGCGAGGGCAGUGACGGCUUGUUUAGGCAAACGCCCGGUCCCGAUCUCCUCCCGGUAACGCCCGGACCCAACAUCCCAAUCCGCAUACAGCAGCCAGGAGCAUCUGAGGGAACCUUAGACAGCACCACAGCUCCGUCCUUUAACAGAGAGAGUGGGAACAACCUGGAUGAUCCAUUGCACAUUGUGAGACCAGACCAACACACCACCACUGAGCCAAGCCUAAUACUGAUUCAGGAUGAAUUUAGUACAGGUGACGCCUGCCUGCAGCCGCUCGACCCCGGGCCGUGCCGCAGGUACAUAGUGAAAUGGUAUUACGAACCCAAGGCCAACUCCUGUGCUCAGUUUUGGUUCGGAGGUUGCCACGGCAACGGUAAUCGGUUCGACACGGAGAGCGCCUGCAAGAAAUCCUGCGUCAUAAACCAUCUGCCUCGCUGACCAUGAAGUAAUGAAGUGAAGAUUCAAGGUUAUAAAGCAAAGAGAUUUCCUGAAGCUGAGCUGUGGCGUGUUACAGGCAGGAAGGUUAAAGAGACGGAGGAACACGAAUACUACUUUCACGACAGCAGGCCUCAUUUAUCCAGUUCAUGAAAAAAAAGUAAAAAAAAAUUAAAUAAAUAAAAGCUUAUAUCUCUCAUGCGUUGGCGUAAAUCACUUACACGCUACUAUUAUUUCAAUACGAUUCGCCAUUCGAUUAAGACAGAAGUGACGGUGGAAAAGCUCGCAAUGCGUCUAUGGAAUAUUUAGCGUAAACCAUCGAGUCGUCAUUUUGUCUUGGGAGGUUUGUGGGCGUGGCUAAACAUUUACAAUUCAUCGAUAUUUUCACAGAAGUACGGAUGUUCGUAUGUUCAGAAAACAUUCGCACACGAGAUGAUAUAACGAGUGAUAAAUGAGACCCGCUGUGGGAACACUUACCUUAUCUUUAAAUAUACAUUCCUACACAUCGGUAUAAAGGUUUAUUUCCUUAUAUAUUUUGAAAACAAUUAACAAUCAUUUCAUCAAUGAGUCUCACUCUUUCCAUAGUUUAUUACGUGUGUCAUGUAAAAUACAAAAAAAUUAAAAUAAAUAAAUAAAUAAUAAUAGGGCAUCAGAAGUGUCGUAUAUACGAUACGUCUAUAUUUAAGGUGUUUCGGUUCGGAGCUGUAUUUCUCCGAAUGUUCAUGCUCAUAAUCUUGUUUCAUAGUAUUCUUAAGUACAAUAGUGUUUAAUUAACUCUAAUCGAGAAUCUUACAAAUUCCCGUCUAGCGUUAAAUUCACAAUAGUCUUUCCGCCAAUAAGCUUCAUGUCUCACGCGAGAAGGAUCAUCCUACUCCAUCGGUCAAACACCUUUAUACGGGACUCGGCGUGAAACACAGAGAUUAAAUUGUAAAAUCGAUUUUAAAAAAUCGGAAAUCGAUUCAGAAAAUAUUUAGGAAAAAAAUCUUGAUGAAACAAAAAUCGUGUUUUUUGGCUCGUAUGAAAUGAGAACGAGGUAAAAUCGAGUUGUUUUGUGGUAACAACUUUUUACUACAGAUUAUUAUGUACAAAUCCUUCGACACUGAAUCACAUCAAGCCCAUCAGGUUUUACAGCUACUUUAAUCAAGUGAACUUAUUAAUAAGCUGUGAAUGAAAUACAAUUGUCAAUAAAUGGUGCUGUUUUCUCUACUAUA
Molecule: messenger RNA, 4756 nt
Organism: Tachysurus fulvidraco (yellow catfish)
Lineage: Eukaryota; Metazoa; Chordata; Actinopteri; Siluriformes; Bagridae
Gene: col28a1b
Product: collagen, type XXVIII, alpha 1b
Exons: 35
Coding region: 162-3548 (1128 amino acids)
Molecular function (GO): serine-type endopeptidase inhibitor activity
Source: RefSeq, a predicted model, not a curated record